Molecule: messenger RNA, 900 nt
Organism: Cajanus cajan (pigeon pea)
Lineage: Eukaryota; Viridiplantae; Streptophyta; Magnoliopsida; Fabales; Fabaceae
Product: F-box/FBD/LRR-repeat protein At3g14710
Molecular function (GO): protein binding
Source: RefSeq, a predicted model, not a curated record
AUGGAUUCAAAUGCUGCAAAAAGGGAUGAUGCAACAUGCCAAACCAUGGUUGAAGCAAAAGACAUAAUAAGCAAACUACAUGAUAGCAUUCUUGGUUACAUAUUGUCUUUCAUUCCAACUAUGGAGGCAGUCCACACUAGUGUGUUAUCAACAAGAUGGAUUCACGUUUGGAAAUCCAUCACCAAUCUAAAGUUUGAUGAUAGUGUGCUUUGUUGUGGGAAGAGGAUGCAAAAGGAACAAUUUGUGUGUUUUGUGAACACAAUGCUUCUUCACCAUGCCAAUUCAAGUGUCCAAAGUCUCUCUCUUUGUUUAACAUGGUAUCAUUAUGAUUCAUUAUGGGUUAGUGCAUGGAUUUCCUCUAUAUUGAAAAGGGGUGUUCAAAAUCUUCAUAUUCAUAUUCACUAUGCUGAUAAACUCCUCUUUCCUUCCCAAACCCUCUUUGGUUGCAUCUCUCUAGUACAAUUGGUGCUUCAAAUGAGAUGCACUCUUAGUGUUCCAAUCUUUGCUUGUCUUCCAAAUCUUCAAAGUGUUACCCUUUCUGGGAUCAUGUUAGUGAGUGACUCCGAAUCCUCCAAUUAUUCAGAAGAUAUAAUUCUUAGAUUCCCACUUCUCAAAGUGUUUGAAGCCAGAAGAUGUGAGUGGCAAACUAAGCAGAACAUAAAUAUAGAAGCACCUCUACUUGAAAGAUUUUCCAUAACAAUAUGGAGAUCUCUUUCAAAUGAAUCACAUAAAUCUGCCAUCAAGAUUUUUGCUCCUUAUCUAGUAGAUUUCUCUUAUGAGGGUGACCUUGAGCAGGAUAUCAUUCUAUUGAAUUCUUCAUCAAUUUGUAGUGCUUCUAUGGUGAUUGUUAUGGAUGAAGACAAAAUGGACAGAAUGGAAAAUAUACCGUAUGGUGGCUGA